Eutrema salsugineum is the source of this 2670-nucleotide messenger RNA. Its product is annotated as protein NPGR2. The transcript has 6 exons. Gene Ontology annotation, molecular function: protein binding. The coding region runs from base 254 to 2464 and encodes 736 amino acids. Lineage: Eukaryota; Viridiplantae; Streptophyta; Magnoliopsida; Brassicales; Brassicaceae. The record is from RefSeq and is a predicted model, not a curated record.
CUCACAUCAAUGCAGAAAGCGACAAAGGAAAAGGCGGAGAGAAAGUAAAAGGGUAGAAAAAGAAGAAGAAGAAGAAGAAAGAUCAGAUUUUUUUUUUUUUUAAUUUCGUGGAUUGUUUGCUUUGCUUGAUUGCUUCGAAUCGGAAUAAGUCUGAAGAAUUUCGAGGCGACCAUGGCUGACGGCUUCUUUAUUUUCUCAGAUUCCUCUUCUUCUUUCCCGGAAAAUCAAAGAUCAUCAAACCUUUUGAGAAGCUAUGAAGAAAAGCGAGAUUAGGCCCGGGAAGUUGCAUUUACCUAGAUUAAGACAAAGUUUACGGAAGAUCAGAAUGAAGUGUUUGUGUUCUGGUGAACAAAUGAGACUGAGGGAGGAAGAAGACAAGCAAUCCGAGAAUGGAGUAGGCAGAGACUACAAUGUAAGCUCAGCUUUAUCAGCUGCGGAGAGCGAGAAUGCCAAGAAACUAGAUAAUGGGAACAUCGAGGAAGCCGAGUUGUCUCUGCGUGAGACAAGUUCACUAAACUACGAGGAGGCGAGAGCACUCUUGGGAAGAAUUGAGUAUCAGAAAGGAAACAUAGAGGCGGCAUUGCGAGUCUUUGAAGGGAUAGAUAUCAAUGGGAUCACGAUAAAGAUGAAAACCGCUCUAACCACUAGAGAAGAGAAAAAACAUAGAAGACGGUCUAAAGUCGGACUUGGUGCUGCUCCUCCUCCUCCUCCAAUGUCUAAACAUGCUAUUAGUCUCCUUUUCGAAGCCAUUUUUCUCAAAGCGAAAUCUCUCCAGCGUCUUGGAAGGUUCCAAGAAGCUGCGCAGUCUUGCAGAGUUAUUCUCGACAUUGUCGAGGCUUCUUUGUCGGAAAACGUGAAUGGUGAUAUCAAGUUGCAGGAGACGCUAAUGAAAGCAGUCGAGCUGCUUCCUCAGCUGUGGAAACUCGCUGAUUCGCCGCGUGAAGCUAUCUUGUCGUAUAGACGAGCGCUUCUCAAUCACUGGCAACUCGAUCCUGAAACCACGGCGAGAAUACAGAAAGAGUACGCCGUAUUUCUUCUCUACUCCGGGGAAGAAGCAGUGCCGCCAAACCUUCGUUCUCAGACGGAAGGCUCUUUCAUUCCGAGGAGCAACGUGGAGGAGGCUAUUCUUCUUCUGAUGUUACUUCUCAGGAAAGUUAACGACAAGAGAAUCUCGUGGGACGCGUCAAUCUUGGACCAUCUCUCGUUCGCUCUCACAAUCGCAGGCGAUCUUACCGCUCUUGCUAAGCAACUCGAAGAGCUUAGCCCCGAGAUAUUGGACCAGAGGGAGCUUUAUCAUACGUUGUCUCUGUGUUACCAUGGUGCAGGGGAAGGUCUUGUCGCGCUCGGUUUACUUAGGAAGCUGUUUUCAGAACGGGAGGAUCCAAACCGGACUUCCGGUUUGCUGAUGGCUUCCAAGAUAUGUGGUGAGAGAACUGGUCUCGCUGAGGAAGGCUUAGAUUACGCUCGGAGAGCGAUUGGAAACUUGGGGAAGGAAUGCGUUCAGCUAGACGGUGCGUCGCGUUUCGUUUUAGGCGUUACGCUCACGGAAAGCUCGAGAACAGCGGCUACAGAGACCGAGAGGUUAGCUAGGCAAUCUGAGGGGAUUCAGGUUCUUGAAUCUGCGGAUAUGACUGACCCGAGAGUCCUGCACCGUCUUGCGUUAGAGAAUGCAGAGCAGAGGAAGCUGGAUUCGGCUUUGGCUUACGCUAAACGAGCUUUGAAACUUGGAGCUGAGUCGGAUCUUGAAGUGUGGUUGCUUCUGGCUCGGGUUUUAUCUGCGCAGAAGCGGUUUGCAGACGCGGAGACGAUCGUGGACGCAGCACUUAACGAGACAGGGAAAUGGGAACAGGGGAAGCUGUUGCGUUUGAAGGCAAAGCUUCGUUUGGCUAAAGGAGAAGUUAAGGAUGCAAUUCAGACUUACACGCAGCUUCUCGCGCUCCUUCAGGUUCAGAGCAAAAGCUUCAGUUCUGCAAAGAAGAUGCCAAAGGGAUGUGUAGAGGGACUGAGGAGUCUGGAGAUUGGGACGUGGCAUGAUCUGGCUCAUAUCUACAUAAACCUCUCGCAAUGGCGUGACGCAGAGACAUGUCUCUCGAGAUCAAGACUCAUCGCGCCUUACUCUCCUGAUCGAUACCACACUGAAGGUGUACUGAACAAGAGACAAGGCUUAUUAGAAGAAGCCGUGGAGGCGUUUACAACCGCUCUAGACAUCGAUCCAAUGCACGUCCCGAGCCUAAUAUCGAUGGCUGAGAUUCUACUUGAGCUCGGGAACCGAUCAAGCAUAGCAGUUGUGAGAAGCUUUCUCAUGGAGGCUCUUAGGCUUGAUAGGCUGAACCAGUCGGCUUGGUUCAAUCUUGGGAAGAUGUAUAAAGCUGAAGGAUCCGUCUCGUCGAUGCAUGAAGCCGUUGAGUGUUUUCAAGCCGCCGUUACACUGGAGGAAACAAUGCCCGUGGAGCCAUUCAGAUGAUUUUUCCCUCGAAUCAUUUUUUCUUUUUUUGUUUUGUUUUGGUCAUGAUUUUGAUAUAUUCUUUUGUGUUUGAUUUCGAUAGAUGAAUAUAAGAUACAGUAUAAAGAUGUAUGUGUGGUACCUCAUUUGAUGUGAAGUUUAUAAACAUUUGUAAUACACAGUUACAGAAAAAUUAAAAUAGGUUUUGGUCAAGUAAUUUUGUACGC